This is a messenger RNA of Aegilops tauschii subsp. strangulata, 2252 nucleotides long. RefSeq names its product protease Do-like 10, mitochondrial. Gene Ontology annotation, biological process: proteolysis. Gene Ontology annotation, molecular function: serine-type endopeptidase activity; protein binding. Lineage: Eukaryota; Viridiplantae; Streptophyta; Magnoliopsida; Poales; Poaceae. The record is from RefSeq and is a predicted model, not a curated record.
GCCCAGACUCACCCAAACCCAGACACAAACCUAAACCAAACCCCCCGGACCAAAAAUCUCCGAACCCUCACCGGCAACACCCGCGGUGGCCGCCAUGCACGCCUCCGCCCGCUUGCUCCGCCGCCUCUCCUCUUCCUCCUCCGCCCGCUCGCUCCGCCGCCUCCCUCUCCACCCAUCACCCUCGCCGCCUCCACAUCCAUCUCGUCUGCCGCCCCUUCGAACCGUGACCCGCGCCGUCCUUCCCCACCUCGCUGCCCCCCGCUUCUCCACCAUCUCUUGCGCAUCCACACCCUCUCUCCGCCUAGGUGAAUGCGGCGCUCUGGGAACCCCGUCGAUACCGUCGGCGGAGGUAUCCGAGGGAGAGGAGGAGGUGGAGUCUGCGGCGGCGCGGCAUGACACGGACGCGUUCGCGGCGGUGGAGCUCGCGCUGGACUCGGUGGUGAAGGUGUUCACGGUGUCAAGUGGCCCUAACUACUUCCUGCCGUGGCAGAACAAGGCCCAGCGCGAGAGCAUGGGCUCCGGCUUUGUAAUUUCUGGGAAAAGGAUCGUCACAAAUGCUCAUGUGGUAGCUGAUCAUACUUUUGUUCUUGUGAGGAAGCAUGGAUCACCUGCAAAGUACAAGGCGGAAGUUCAGGCUAUUGGUCAUGAGUGUGAUUUGGCUCUUCUUACAGUUGAGAGUGAGGAGUUUUGGGAGGGGAUGAACAGCUUGGAGCUUGGAGACAUUCCAUUUUUGCAGGAAGCUGUUGCCGUGGUUGGCUACCCUCAAGGUGGAGACAAUAUCUCUGUCACCAAGGGGGUUGUUUCUAGAGUGGAACCAACACAGUAUGCCCAUGGUGCGACUCAGCUCAUGGCUAUACAAAUAGAUGCAGCUAUUAAUCCAGGCAAUAGUGGCGGGCCUGCAAUCAUGGGCGAUAAAGUGGCUGGAGUUGCUUUCCAAAAUCUGUCAGGAGCAGAAAACAUUGGGUAUAUUAUACCUGUGCCUGUAAUUAAGCGUUUUAUUUCUGGUGUGGAAGAGAGUGGCAAAUAUUCUGGGUUUUGUUCUCUUGGGAUAUCUUGCCAGGCCACUGAGAACAUCCAAAUAAGAGAGUGCUUUGGUAUGCGGCCUGAAAUGACUGGAGUGUUAGUCAGUAGAAUAAAUCCUCUGUCUGACGCUUACAAAAUUUUGAAGAAAGACGAUAUCCUUCUCGAGUUUGAUGGCGUGCCUAUUGCGAAUGAUGGGACAGUUCCAUUUCGAAAUAGAGAGAGAAUCACCUUUGAUCAUCUUGUGUCUAUGAAGAAGCCUGAAGAAACAGCCGUUAUCAAAGUACUAAGAGAUGGCAAAGAGCAUGAAUUGAAUGUGACACUUAGACCUUUGCAACCUUUGGUUCCUGUACAUCAAUUCGAUAAACUGCCCAGCUACUACAUCUUUGCUGGUUUUGUUUUUAUCCCGCUGACCCAGCCUUAUCUCCAUGAAUUUGGGGAGGACUGGUACAACACUUCGCCACGCCGACUGUGUGAACGGGCACUGAGAGAGCUUCCGAAGAAGGCUGGCCAACAGUUAGUAAUAUUAUCUCAGGUCCUAAUGGAUGAUAUUAAUGUUGGUUAUGAAAGGCUGGCUGAACUCCAGGUAAAGAAGGUGAAUGGUGUUGAGGUUGAGAAUUUGAAGCAUUUGUGCAGUAUCGUGGAGAACUGCACUGAAGAAAACUUGAGAAUUGAUUUGGACGAUGAGCGGAUGAUCGUCCUGAAAUUUCAGAACGCGAGGCUUGCCACGUCUCGGAUCCUCAAGCGGCACAGGAUUCCAUCAGCCAUGUCAAACGACCUUGUCGAUGACCAAGCGAGCAAAGAGACAGAUGAGGUAGGCCAAGGACUGCUGGAGUCACCCAUGAGCCCAUCGGUUUCAGCGGGCUCCAGUUUGGCUGAUUCAGUUUUGACGGAAGGAAGAGGAGGUCUUCAGCAAAUAAGAAGAACCCAAGUUCUUCAGCCUGAGUUGUAACACCAUCAUUCUUUGCUUCCCUCCCAACUAUUUAUCAUUCUUUCUUCCGCCACUGCAUGGGUUUUGGCACCCUUAUGUUAAAUUCAGAUUAUGUAUCAUCACGAAAGCAGAACAUAGGAGAUAUGAGUUUCAAGAACCAAGACACUUCGUUCCAUACUGUACAAGUAAAAAAGUAGAAGAGGGGCCGAGUUUCGAAAAAAAAAACUGUACAAGUUCUGCUGACAUGUUAAUUUUUUGGAUGCUGCGGAUGAAUUUAUAAAAAAAAAAUAUUAGCAGAGAA